Anthonomus grandis grandis is the source of this 1121-nucleotide messenger RNA. Its product is annotated as SAP30-binding protein. Lineage: Eukaryota; Metazoa; Arthropoda; Insecta; Coleoptera; Curculionidae. The transcript is spliced from 3 exons. Bases 137 to 976 code for a protein of 279 amino acids. The record is from RefSeq and is a predicted model, not a curated record. Gene Ontology annotation, cellular component: nucleus. Gene Ontology annotation, biological process: regulation of DNA-templated transcription.
UUCACUUUUUUCUGUCAGUUGAUAGAAAGCUAUACAUUUUUGUGUUCUGUGUUAGAAAGUUCAAUGUUGAUGUUUUGAUUCCAGUGACCUUAAUGUUUAUUGUAUUUUAAAUAACAAACUCACGUUUUCAAUAACAAUGUCUACCUCAGCUCUUGCCUCGUUGACGGCGACUUAUACAGACUCCGAGGGCGAAGAUGCUGAUGAAAAGCAUCCAAAUGAAGAAAGUCCCGAAAAAAGCAGCUCCAAGUCACCCCCGUCCAAUAAUUCUGAUAACAGAAGCGUGAAUUCGUCGAGGCCAACGAGUCCUACUAGUAGCGUUACAGUUGCCUCAAGGCUCACCAAAUUGGUAUCCUACCAUGAUGACACUAUCGCCUCUGAGGAUGAGAAUGAGGUGGAAGAUGAUAUUCCCCAGCAAAUAAUUUAUGUUAAUGAAUCUGAUAAGAGUCAAGAAGUACCAAUGGACCUUGAUGAUGAUGAACUACUAAUUCCUCCAGAACCCCCAGGAAGCUGUUCAGCAGAACUUCAGGAUAAAAUUAAUAAAUUAUAUGAAAAAAUGCAGACACAACAAAUGGAUAUGAAUGCUGUAAUACAAAAAAGAAAAGACUUCAGAAAUCCCAGUAUAUAUGAGAAACUUAUACAAUUUUGUGGACUGAAUGAAUUAGGUACCAAUUAUCCACCAAGCAUAUAUGACCCUUUAAAAUGGACCAAAGAAUCUUAUUAUGAAGAACUAGCAAAGGUUCAAAAGGCAGACAUGGAUCGACGGGAGAAAGAACGAAAAGGUAAAAUAGAAUUUACUGCAGUUGCCAAAAAGUCCUUAGAAGAUGAGAAAAAUAAAAGAAAAUCAAAAUGGGACAUGCCCGGUGGCGGCGCUGUAAAGAUAAACCAACCGGGACUAGUGGCUCCUCCUACCUUAACGACUUCAGCAACUGGAACUAAAAGUACGGUUAUUUCUGCUUUUGGCAACUUGAAAAAGUAGAUUUGCUUUGGUACUAAUUUGUGUGUUUCAGAUGGGAGUGAGGGUCGAUGAGGCAGGAGAAGAUGCUACUUUAUUGUAGCUCUAUUGUUUUUUUUUUGUAAAAAUGUUUUAGGUUUUAGGUAUUAAAGGAUAUAUUUGUUUAAAA